Messenger RNA from Cadophora gregata, 3059 nucleotides. RefSeq lists its product as uncharacterized. Bases 129 to 2174 code for a protein of 681 amino acids. Gene Ontology annotation, biological process: transcription initiation at RNA polymerase I promoter. The record is from RefSeq and is a predicted model, not a curated record. NCBI's taxonomy places the organism in Eukaryota, Fungi, Ascomycota, Leotiomycetes, Helotiales, Ploettnerulaceae. Gene Ontology annotation, cellular component: nucleus. The transcript is spliced from 2 exons. Gene Ontology annotation, molecular function: RNA polymerase I general transcription initiation factor activity; RNA polymerase I core binding.
AUUUCUUCAUUGCUACAGCACAACCCGCCCCUCGUCUCGACCAGCAAUUCAUACUUACACAACAUAAUUAUUUACUUCCAUGAUAGCAGCCGACCUUCUUUAACUGAACGAGGAGUCGUGGUCUCGCCAUGGUGUCCCUCGUCUCUGGCGCCAGGCCUUCAGCUUCAGCUUCUGCGCCUAUCUCCAAACCAAGCAAACCACUUCUUCGACGAGCCACACUCUCUGGCACUGUCCGCAAAUCCGAGGAUGCUGAACUCGAUAUCGACUUGAUGUCAGUACCACCGAGUCCGAAUAAGAGAGCCCGAGUCACCUUUAAUCCGACAGUCGAGGAGAAAGUCAUGGAGGUAUAUCAGGCGAAAGGCAGAAGUUUAGACUCUAUACGAGCGGAAGUCAAACGCUCAAUCGAGGCGCAUGUCAAGAAUCAGGGUGCUAGCGAAGGAUAUGAUAACAUGAAAGAGAUGUUCGCGCCGAGGAGAGAUGAGGACGAUGGGGGAGAGGGGUCGAAUGUGGAUCUGCGAACCUACUUAGUUGCGCUCACCAGCUACACAUCGCUGCUGAACAAGAACUGUAAUGGCCUGGUCAAGGCCAUGCUCGCAUGCGAAUGGAUGGGCAGAGAUGAGGCAUUUGUGAAAGCAUAUGUCCAUUUCUUAGGAAGUUUGGCCAGUGCCCAAGGCGCAUACGUCGGUUCGGUGCUGGGAAUGCUAGUGGGGUACUUUUACGGAAUUCGAUUAUCCAGUGGACGACUUCCAGGCUACCCUGACGUAAAUCGAGACCAGCUUACCACCCGAAUUCACGUAGCCUUGAAGUACCUACUACGUCUCAUUCCCUCCGCCAGCGGGAUUUUAUCCCCAAUUCUCGCUGCGAAGUUCCCCUUCUCGGACGAAACGAAGAAGGUCCACGUUACAUAUAUUGACAACCUGAUCCGACUGAUUGAUUAUGCGCCAGAGCUCAAGUCAGAUACUUUUGCGCUGAUCACGGAUCGCCUGGUCAAGAUUGACGUUCAAAUGCAGGUGGAUCUGGACGACUUGGAUGAUGAGGUUGCAGCAGCAAUUGUUCAGGCUAUCUCGUUAAAUCCUUCUCGCGAUGAUGACGACGUUGGAGAGGAUUCGGAUAGCGAUGCAGACUCAGUCACAAGCGACGAAGACAUCCAAGGCGAUGCUAAACGAAUAAAGGAGGUCCAGGGAAAUGUGGAGAAAAUGGAUGCCAUACUCGACUUACUGUUCACCAUAUACAGCCCAUACUUCUCGGAUCCGAACAGCGUUGAAGCCGCCUCGAUGUUCGAGACUUUACUUGGCCAUUUUUCGAACAUCAUACUUCCAACAUAUCGUUCUCGACAUACACAAUUUCUCUUGUUUCACUUCGCGCAAACAGCAGAACAUCUCGUUGACCAAUUCGCUGGCACGUGCGUUCACUUAGCUUUUCAGUCCAGCCGACCGGCAGUAUUAAGACAAUCCUCGGCAGCUUAUCUGGCAAGUUUCGUGGCGAGAGGUGCUCAUGUUCCAUCUCAUGUCAUCCGUACAGUCUUCGAACUCAUUGGCAACAAUCUCGAUGUCAUCCGAUCCGAUAACGAGCUCACAUGUCGCGGCCCGGAUCUGAAACGCUACAGCACAUUCUACGCCAUGACACAGGCGCUGCUGUACAUCUUCUGCUUCAGAUGGAGAGAUCUCAUCACAUUUACAGAUAUUUCAGAAGAAGACGAUCCCGCAGCUUUCAUCGGACAAGAUCUCACAUGGACGCCUGGAAUCAAAGACACUCUCACUCGCACAAUCUACUCAAAACUCAACCCUCUCAAGAUCUGCUCUCCUCCAAUCGUUGCCGAGUUCGCGAAGAUCGCUCACCAUCUUCGAUUCAUGUACGUGUACCCGCUGCUUGAAACGAACAAGCGGAUACGCCUGAGCCAGUACUCCUCUGGGCAAGGUAACGGAGCUCUGAGAGAUGCGGGUAAUGGCGGAAACAACGAGAGCUGGCAUCAAUUAGAUGCGUAUUUUCCGUUCGAUCCUUAUCAACUCCCAGUCAGCAAACGAUGGAUCGAGGGGGACUACGUUCAAUGGAAGGGCAUCCCAGGAUUGAACCAGGAAGAUGAUUCCGACGACGAAUCUGGCGAGGAGGAUGACGAGGAUGACGUCGAUGUGGAUGACGAUGAUACCGCGACAGAUGGUGAUGAUGAGGAUUGAGUUUUGAAGAAACCAGAUUGGUUUCUGAAUUUUUGCGCGGAGUUCUGGCUUUGAUAUUUGGACAAUUCUGCGCGAAAAUUGCACGGCGUUAUGUGUUACUUUGUCUUUCGAAUUUUGGGCAUAGCGGGCGCGAAAAAUACGGCAAAGCACACAUGCGGCGGAGAGAUGGACAUAUGGGAAUAAUUUCUACGCUGAUGAUUAUGCGGGUCUGCAUGGAGGCGUUUGCGAUCUAGUGCGAUAUAGUACUAGGUUCCUUUUCUGGUGUCUCUACCUUGAGUAACAGAACUUGGUGGCUAUGGUUUGGAAUUAGAAACGGGUGGAUGCACCAGCGGUUGGUCUCGAUUCUCUAGAGUUUCUGGCAAAUUACUUUACACUACAUUUGUAGGUGGAGUUUUCCGAGAGAUUAAGAUGGUAUGGCUGUAGAUAGCAGUGUUUGAGAAGUAAACAAAUACUCGUUCAUACUCGCGUAAUACUGGUGAAUAUGAGUCUUUGAAUGGCCUCACCACAGACAGAAAGCUGUCCUUGUAGGCUGCAUCUCACGCUAAUUCAUCACUUAUUGCCUGAUCUUAUUAUUCAAAUUAGAUCAUUGUCCGGUACUUUGACAUCAGGCAAAAUCCACUUGGUAUCUCCCCUAUUUCCAUCCAACGCAAGAUGACGCAGAAGGCGCCUAUUCCAAGCCUCUGGACAUCAAAACAAUAUUUACUGUAGAUCGAAGUACUGCUCUUCCCUUUCGGCAGAGGUAAGCAUUACCAUGGCCCCGCCGUCCAUAAGUCUAUGCACAUAACACUUUCCAACAAGUCUGUAUUUUUGUCGUUCGUGUCGCAUAAUGAAAAGAAGUUCUCCACCAGACAAAAGAACAAUCAGAUUUCCCAAUUGCAUUUUCCA